AUGGCGUCCCCAAAUCCUGCAGAGCCGGUAUCUGAGGAUACGCACGAUUCCUCCAGUGGGUCCGAAGUAGACCAAUCCGAGAUUUUGACGCGAGCCCCCAAAAGACGACGACUCUCCGAAUCCUCUGACGACUCGUACGUUGCGCCGGCGCCGCUCCCCACUCUCUCCCGUAUCAAGAAGAAAGGAGCGCAGGAUGCGAAACCGGCAGCUCCGGCAGGUCAAGAGGAUCCAGUGCUGAUCCGCGAUGCGUUGGAGAUCGGGCUGCGGGAGGAAGCGUCGUCGUUUGCGGCGUUGAAUGUCGCGCCGUGGCUGGUUGGGUCGCUGACGACGAUGGCUGUCAGGAAGCCAACGGCGAUUCAGAAGGCGUGUAUACCUGAGAUCCUCAAGGGGAAGGACUGUAUUGGAGGAAGCCGGACUGGUUCCGGUAAGACGAUUGCAUUCUCGGUGCCGAUGCUGCAGAAGUGGGCGGAGGAUCCGUUUGGGAUUUUCGGGGUUGUGUUGACACCGACGAGAGAACUUGCGUUGCAGAUUUUCGAGCAGAUCAAGGCCAUCUCGGCUCCGCAGAGCAUGAAGCCCGUUCUCAUCACCGGCGGGACGGACAUGCGACCUCAGGCCAUUGCUCUGGCGGGGAGACCGCAUGUGGUGAUUGCGACUCCCGGCCGGUUGGCAGACCACAUCAAGUCUUCCGGCGAAGAUACAGUGUGCGGCCUCAAGCGGGUCCGCAUGGUCGUUCUCGACGAAGCCGACCGACUGCUCGCCAGCGGGCCGGGCAGCAUGCUCCCCGACGUCGAAACGUGCCUCUCCGCACUGCCUCCCUCCAGCGAGCGGCAGACGCUCCUCUUCACCGCGACGGUCACCCCCGAAGUGCGCGCCCUGAAGGACAUGCCCCGAUCCGCCAACAAGCCGCCCGUCUUCGUGACCGAGAUCUCCACGGAAAAUCAGGGCUCGAUCCCCCCCACGCUCAAACAGACCUACCUCAAGGUGCCGCUGACGCACCGCGAAGCCUUCCUGCACGUCCUCCUCUCCACAGAAGGCAACGCCUCCAGACCCGCCAUCAUCUUCUGCAACCACACCAAGACCGCCGACCUGCUCGAGCGCAUGCUCCGCCGCCUCGCCCACCGCGUCACCUCCCUGCACAGUCUCCUGCCGCAGUCUGAGCGUAACGCCAACCUCGCCCGCUUCCGCGCCUCCGCGGCUCGCAUCCUCGUCGCCACGGACGUCGCCUCGCGUGGUCUCGAUAUCCCCACCGUCAGCCUGGUCAUCAACUACGAUGUCCCCCGCAAUCCGGACGACUACGUGCACCGUGUCGGUCGUACGGCGCGUGCGGGCCGCAGCGGUGAAGCCGUCACGCUGGUCGGACAGCGGGAUGUGCAGCUUGUGCUGGCGAUCGAGGAGCGCGUCGGCCGGCAGAUGGAGGAGUGGAGCGAGGAGGGAGUCAGUAUCGAGGGUCGGGUGGUGCGAACGGGUGUUCUCAAGGAAGUCGGCGAGGCAAAGCGAGAGGCCAUGGGGGAGAUUGACGAGGGGCGGGACGUGUUGGGACGCAAGCGGAACAAGUUGAAAAAGGUGCGGUAG
This is a messenger RNA of Aspergillus viridinutans, 1572 nucleotides long. RefSeq names its product ATP-dependent RNA helicase DBP8 (gene dbp8). The transcript has 2 exons. The coding region runs from base 1 to 1572 and encodes 523 amino acids. Lineage: Eukaryota; Fungi; Ascomycota; Eurotiomycetes; Eurotiales; Aspergillaceae. Gene Ontology annotation, molecular function: ATP binding; RNA helicase activity; nucleic acid binding. The record is from RefSeq and is a predicted model, not a curated record.